CUUUUAAUAACUUUUAAACUAUAGUAAGCUGGGAAAGAAACCUUCCUUUUUCGUAUUUAUGCUUGAUCAUCUUUAUUUCAACUUAUUCAUACAAAAGCAAGUCACCAUGUAAUGCAUUAUUCAAAUUGUUUCCCUUUCUCUCUUUACAACCAUCUUUUCCCAAGCACGAUCAUGACAAACCGCCAAGUUAUUUUGCAUUGGUAUCCUCAAUCUCCUUUUGCUCAAAAAGUUGCCUGGGCUCUUUUGUACAAGAAGGUGGAUUUUAAGAUUGUUUUGAUAACGCCCAUUGAGCCUCGUCCACUCCGUCGCCCUCUUGAUGGUGGUUAUAGAAAGACGCCUAUACUUCAAAUCGGCAAUCAUACAUUCUGUGACAGUAAGAUCAUUUUUGCUGAACUAGAACAGAGAUUUCCGGAACCAAGCUUCUAUCCAAAGGAUACUGAUGGUGUUUCUAGUGAAAACUUGAUUAAGGGCCUUGCUCGCUGGACUGACAGCUCAUUAUUUAGCUUGGUGGCAUCACAAAUUCAAAUGGGUGCGUUAGGUAAAGAAUUCCUUGAAGACCGCUCAAAGUUUGCUGGUCGCAAGAUUGACCCCGAGAAGUUGAAGUUUACCAUUCCAUUCAUGAACCAAAGCUUGAAAGCUGAAAUUAAGAUUGCUGAACGUUUUGUAAGCGAACGCAACAAGAAUGGUGAGCUGUGGGCUUUAGGAACCAACUCAUUAUCAUUGCUCGAUCUUAAUUUUGCUAUGAUUACCUGGUUUGUCAAGAGUUUGAUCGGAAAGGAUUGGAUAAAUGCCAACGUGCCCGUCUUGGGCCACCACUUGGAAAAGACAUUAAAGGCUGUGGAUGCUGGCAAACUGAAAAAGAUUGAAGCUAUUUCACCUGAAGAGGCAUUGAAAGUAGCAAAAGAACAGUCUUUUGGUCUGUCUAACGCAACUCAUGAUGGUUCUUUGAAUAUCCAGUUAGGAAAACUAGUCUCCAUCUCGCCUACAGAUUCUGGAAUAAUUCCUUCUAUUGGCGUACUUGUUCAUAGUACUGUAAAUGAAACAGUCAUUGAACACAAGGAAGAAAAAUAUGGAUUCACUUCUUAUACACAUUUCCCUGUUGUUGGUUUUGUUGUUCUUCCACAAGUUUCAAAGUUGUAAAACCAAGCAAAGCAAAUGCAAUGUCGACUUAAAAAUAAAGA
Gilbertella persicaria is the source of this 1181-nucleotide messenger RNA. RefSeq lists its product as uncharacterized. The transcript has 3 exons. NCBI's taxonomy places the organism in Eukaryota, Fungi, Mucoromycota, Mucoromycetes, Mucorales, Choanephoraceae. The record is from RefSeq and is a predicted model, not a curated record. Bases 112 to 1140 code for a protein of 342 amino acids.